UCUAUGUGCGGGUGUAGACCACCGCAAGAAGAAAAAAAACGCCGAGGUGGAGUUGUGAAAGAUCCAAACCUGGGAGGAAAUAAUCAUUUCAGCUUCUGUUUUUUUGGUGCAGUUUGAGGAAGCCGUUGAUGUAUUUCCUGUUCACGUCGAUGAGUCCCGCUCACCGAACGAACCGGUGAUCUCUGUGAUUGGACACACGGACUGACUGGUUAGCGUCGUACCUGCCGAGGGGGAGGAGGGGUGAAACGGCGGGGGAUCAGCUGCUUUUCAGUGUGGGAUGCUUUUAAUUUGAGGCCUGCUCCGGGUCUCCAGUUACUGCAAUGCCACUGGCGGGAGGAGGGAGAGGUGGAAGGCAGAACAUGGUGAAGAGAGAGCAGCUCAAAGCCAAUCAUGCAAAAAACUAAAGCAGCAGAAUGGUAUUUCAGGCCGCUCUGAUGAGCUGCAGGCUGUGAAGAGAGACACUAUUAUUGGCUGAAGCUAACCCUAUCAUGGCUGAAACGUAAAAUGAGGUGAGUACGGUGGCUGCGAGUGUGUAGCCGCUGCUCAAUUUCUCUACUUUCUGCUGACAAAGUUCUUGGACCCACUCACUGGACCACAGUGCGAACCAUGGGGCACUGGACAGAACCUAUGGCACCUGCCAGUGGCUCGCUUGGUGCAUAAUUGGGAGUCGAGCUCUAAAAACCGGCAUUCAUGUCUCUCCCUCUUCUACUUGCCUGCACUUCUGCCAACACGAAUUAACUAAUUGUUUUAUGAACCCAGAAUAAGCGUGAAACCUCGUCCAGUCACCUCCACACACACACACACACACACACGCACACGCAUGCCAACGAGCCUGGCAUGCCUUCGCCGUCAGACUCCAGCAGCGUGGCUUCGGCCUCGGGGUCUCGGGGCUGGUCGGACAGCCGCAGGGGCAUGUCGGGCCGGGGGCCCGGCGGGGCACGGCUACUCCUGUACCUCGGCCUGUGCCACCUGGGCCUGGGGGCCAUGGUCCUGGCCUUCUCUUUCACCAGCAUGGCCUUCACCUCCUCUGCCCGCGUAAGGCAGUCCUGUCCAUUCUGGGCCGGCUUCUUUGUGGUAGCAUCAGGGAUAGUUGGGAUAAUCUCAUGGAGGAGACCUCUGACGCUGGUGGUGUCCCUGUUCAUGCUGCUGUCCGCAGUGUGUGUGAUCCUCAGUCUGGCCGGCUCGAUGCUCUCCUGUCAGAAUGCACAGAUGGUCAAGUCUAUGCUCACUUGCCAGGUGGAGAAUGGUCUGUGUGUGUGUUGCGCGCCACCUCACUCCUGCUCCAUCACAGAGGAGGACACACUGGUGCUCUACCUGAAUGCUGACUGUCACUCAGUCAGACACCAGCUAAAGGACCUUCUGUUCAGUGCAUGUGGUCUCAGCAUUCUCUCCACCAUCAUCUGCACUCUGUCCACUGUGACCUGCAGUAUCCACAUCUUCUCUCUGGACCUUGUGCACCUGCUGGCUCCACAUCGCUCUCGUUCAGUCAACCCAGAAUGCACCACGCCUCAGGACGCCUUCCUGACCAACAUCAUGGACUUCGAGGAGUUCGUCCCACCUAUCCCGCCACCCCCCUACUAUCCUCCCGAGUACACGUGCAGCUCUGAAACAGACGCUCAGAGCAUCACCUAUAAUGGCUCCAUGGAGAGCCCCGUUCCUCUCUACCCCACUGACUGCCCCCCACCAUAUGAAGCUGUGAUGGGACAAAGAGCUGCGAGCCAGGCCACAGUGUUUGAACCCCAAGGCACAGAGGUGUCUUGUGAGAGAGGAACAUCUACUGCCUUCAGUGGAGAAGUGUCCAUGGACAGUGGCUCUCUGUUGAUGUCAGAGAUCGUGGACAUCCCUGACGAUUCCUCCCCCUCCGACGAUUCCUGUCUGCUGGAGGUUGGGCUGAGGACCCAGGGGCAGAGGGGCCACAGGAACCUCGGGGAGGGCGGAGACGGAGGAGAAGCGGGGGAGUACAUCGGCUACCGUGGUCCCCUGUCUCAGACUCCGGAGAGUCCUCUGGCAGGAGGGCCGAGAGCCAGGCGCUUCCUCAGAGGAGAGCGCUCCAACUCCUGCUCCUCGCCCAGCACGGCGACCACCACGUACAGGUCUCCAGUAUUGCAUCGACAGGCCGUGCUGGCCAGCAGCUGCUCUCAGCUGGAAGCCAUAGGGAGAUCCACCUCUCCACAGCGAUCCUCAAUCCCAGAGUUUCGAGUUUUCCCCUCCACCCUUUUGCGCCGCGCAGCUACGCCGACCUCCUCCGCACCGCCUAUUUCAUCCCCGUCGCCCGCCAGCGAGCAGAGCGGCGGUCCGGCUAACGGGCCGCCCCUCCCGGGCCAACCGCUGUACCUUCGACGAGGCGCCGGAACGACUGGGAGGGACGGAGAGAGUGUGAGAAGGCCUGGCGAGGGACUCCUACGUCUUGUGAGGUCACACAGUGAGCCGGGAGGCAUCGGCUCCCUGACGGACACAGGUCCAUCCUUUGAGACGUGUCUGUUGCCCCCCACCUCUUUGCCUCCCGCUCUAGCUCUACCAAGGAAAGGAGACUUGAAAUCAGCAGCCACGGGGGGGCAGGUUCCCUCCAAAGCGCCCCCCACCUCACCACUGCGCUUACCUAAAGACUGCCACCGGUCCCUGGGAGACCUUAAAGUGACUCGGAGCCUGGUGGCUCGCUUCCUGCAGCGCUCCAAACGAAACCUAUUGCCCUCCUCCGAGCACGCCGGGAGCCCCGGGCAGGGGCCUAAGAGGAGGAAUGGAGUUGAGGGCUCUGAUCCCAACCACCUUCACUUGGAACAGGUGUUGCUGAACCCUUGGAGCGGCGGCCGAGGUUACCCCAACCAUCACACCCGUCACCCUCAUUGGCGCGGACACCACCAUUCCCACAGUGACAGUCGACACAACCGGCACCACGGCACUCUGGCGCCAGAGGGGAUCCACCUGCGCAGCUGCGGAGAUUUAAGCUCCUCGGCAUCACUGCGGCGUCUAGCGACACCUCAUCCACCACAUGGGUCAUCGGGAGCACUUUACUCAGAGUCUGCACUGUGAGGAGAGAAGGAGGGAUGUUGGGGAGGGGCCGAGGAUGCUUACGAGAUGACAGGGUUGUAAGGAUGAUUGGGAGGAAAUGAGGCCUGAGGAAAAGCGGAGUCUUGGGCUCUGGAUGGUUUGAAAGUCUUCCCUCCUUUUACUCUUCGCCAACUCCACUUCCCGAAGCCAACCGUGCAAAUGGCCUUAUUCAGUGGUGCUCUUUAUCACUCCAAAUAUCAGCCCAAAGCUCACGAUAUUAUGUCAACAUGCUUAUUUCCGAGAUGUGUGGUCCGCGACCGGCCGAAAAACAACCCACCAUAUUCAUCUUUCAGCCGUAUUCUGCAAUACUGAUCCGGAGACAUAUUUCCCUCAAGACCAAAAGCAGAACUCAACUGGCAUUCAUGCUACAACAACCAGUUACUCCAAUGUAAAUUCAGUCCAUUGCAUAAUUAUGGGUUGCAAUAUGCUUCUGUCCCUUUUAUACAUUUCCAUUCACCCAAAGGAUCGCUCAGAGAAUAACCAUAGAAACCCAUAGUUUGUCUUCCAUUGAUUGAACAGUCAUUACAUAGAGAGUUUGAGUGUUAUGUAAGAUAAACAGAUUAGGUUACACCUGGGGACAAGUGGUCUCACAUGGACAACCUCUACCUGAGUUGUACAUUUUUGUUGAUUUCUUCAUGCAAUUCAGAUCCCACUUUCUCCAUGUUUUUCCACCUCCACACUGGCCUUAAAAAAAGGCAGCCAGCAUUUUUAACAUUGACAUUAAUGCAUGCCACAGACACAUGCUAAGCGUUUGAAAUGUAUAUUCUGUGAGUGGCACCUGGACACAGUGGUAUGAUUUGCAUAUGUGCAUGUUUUGCUACAGCCUCCCGAAUACGGAGCCUUGUGCAUUGGACCUGGCCGUCUGUGUAACUACGUAACAUGUCCUCAGAAUGUCUUAUCUGCAUGUUUUGACAAUGCUUCUUAUUAUUUCCCUCUUGCAUUUGAAAUGUGUUUGUGUCAAUAGAUAGCUGAAGAGGAAGGUCAGAGUCAAAGAUGCUCAGUGCUCCCAAAUUUUUCCAGAUAGCUCCCAACUCAUCCUAAUUUGAUUUUGGGUGGGCUUGAAAAUAGUGGAAAGCACGUCUGUCACACUGGCUAACACAGGCUGAUCUUGUAAAAUAAGUGGCGUAGAUUUCACUGUGACUGAAGAGUCUCUUGCAGUUAAUGCACCGAUAAAUUAGUUAUGAGGUUGCACUUCACACUAUGCGUUAGCAUGGUUCUCCUUGGACUCGCAAGGGUUGGAGAUGGGUUGUUCAUGAGAAAAAAGGCUGCUGAUAGUCAACAUUUGAUGGUUCUGGCAGCUCUUGGUACUGGGUUUGGAUAAUAUAUCAACAUUUAAAGUCGGAUCAGAGUUUUUCUUAGUUGGAAUUUUUAGUGAUGAUAUUGACUCGAUAAAGGCACAUUUUAGAUAUCCUCAUAUAUUUAUCAAAGUUUAAAAAUGCACAUGGACACCCAUUUGCAGGCAAACCCAUACACUCCCUUAUUAAGGCAUUGAGCUGUAUCUCUACCUCCUGUCUUGCAUUAAACAUUAUUUAUUAGAAUAAAUGUAUAUCUGUAUGGCAGGCCUAACAGGCUAGAGCCUUGAAACCUGAAUAAUAAAUGUAUAAAUAUGACACGUAUUUCAGAUUUUAAAUUGCAGUGUCAAUGGCAAAACUUUUAAUGCAAGUUAUGUAUUUAAAAAUAUGAAAUAAAUCAUAGACAAAUAAAACACCUGUU
Molecule: messenger RNA, 4761 nt
Organism: Pungitius pungitius (ninespine stickleback)
Lineage: Eukaryota; Metazoa; Chordata; Actinopteri; Perciformes; Gasterosteidae
Gene: entrep3
Product: family with sequence similarity 189 member B
Exons: 13
Coding region: 838-3030 (730 amino acids)
Cellular component (GO): membrane
Source: RefSeq, a predicted model, not a curated record